Molecule: messenger RNA, 3180 nt
Organism: Synchytrium microbalum
Lineage: Eukaryota; Fungi; Chytridiomycota; Chytridiomycetes; Synchytriales; Synchytriaceae
Exons: 2
Coding region: 1-3180 (1059 amino acids)
Biological process (GO): protein dephosphorylation; negative regulation of MAPK cascade
Cellular component (GO): cytoplasm
Molecular function (GO): protein tyrosine/threonine phosphatase activity; MAP kinase tyrosine/serine/threonine phosphatase activity
Source: RefSeq, a predicted model, not a curated record
AUGCGAGAACCACUAUUACCAUCACUUGCUACAGUAUCGGGAACCUCGGAGGCACCUAAACAAAGUGCAUCUACCAUCCACACUCCAGAUUCUCUCAAUUUCGGAUUCAAAAAGUCAACAUCAUCAAAAGCCUUGCUUCAUGAUGCAACCACACCCGGUAGUGAAGAACCACCACGGAGCUCCGUCACUUCCUUAUCGGAUCGAUUCUUCCUACCAUCUUUGCAUGAACGCACUCAGUCUCGUCGGUCGUCAAUGACAAACUGGGUUUCGCAAAUCGAUGCGAUAUAUAGCAAGAAUGCGAAAUCGUCUGAUGAUCUAUCCGCCAUGACUCGAAUGAAUAAUAAUGGUGGUGCAAUGUCAACUGACGACUUGACAAAAAUGUCUAUGAAUGGAAGAGGAUCAGGAUCAAGGAAAUCGUCCGCAGACGAGGAUGGUGAUUCUGAAACGACAAGGACGCCAGUUAGUGGUGAAGCUACCGACAUACCGGAGCCUGUAAUGCCAGAAAUGAAUCGAUCAGAUUCCGAAAUACCCAAACCUACUGCUGUUGUUGAGACAGCUUCGAUUCCAUCCGCCUCGAAUGUUAUGGCUCCUCUACAAGCUAUCCCUUCCGCUACUGCGACUCUCCUUGCGCACAAGCAGCUCCAAGCUCUUCGAAUGGGCAGUCAAUCGUCAAUCCCAGAAAUGGAUGGUGAAACUGCCGAAGACGACGAUGAAAUGUUUAUCAAGCGGUCCACAUCACGGUCUUCCAUGAAACUGGAUCGUAUUCUAGGACCGCGGCAAGACUCCAAUGCCAGUCUCGACAAGGCUAUCGACUCGAUUAUACAAGCACGGCCACGCCAUGCACCUGAUUCACCCAAACCUGAAAAACGGCCGUUAUCAUCUCUGAUUACAUUCGAAAGACCAAUUUCAACCCGAGCUUUGAACCGACCGCUAUCAGCUACCGCUCUCAACACGGACUCAGAUGGAUCUGUGACACCCAGUGGCCGAUCAAUAGACUCGAAACCUAGUCUAUUAGGAAUGGAGAAAUCACCACUCACUGAUCGCAAACAACAGAAAUCAUCUCUACCCAAUUCACCAAGCUUGGAACACAAGUCGCCUCAUUCACCAGCUGGAUUGAGCAAAGCUCUGCAACAGAUCUCGCACGUAUUCAGUUCCUCGUUUCGUAAACAACGCAGUCAGCAAGAUAUUGAAAUCGUUACGCCGGAAGAUACGUCUUCAAACCAUUCAAUCCAUUCAGUACAUUCACGUGGUGAGACACAUGUACCUUCUGACGUAGGAUCUCCUGAAAUGCCGAAAUUGCUGAGGAGGUCUAAAAGUCGGAUUUCAAAUGGUGGAUCACCUGGUAUGGGAUCGUUACAGUCGCUGCAUUCUAGUCAUGAGGAUGUGUCGAGAGGACCCUCAAAGAACAACUCGAAUGUUGAUUUGUAUCAUGGCGAAAAUGGAGGUGUAGUUGCUAGUCGAGCUAUUCCUGAAGAAGCUCAAGCAGCAGGAGAUACAAAAGUUGAAAAGAAGAAAGGGUUUGGGUUGCCUUCAUUGCCAUCUAUCCAUCUGGGACUAUCGAAACUCAAGAGUAGCAAUAGUCUCAAACACUUGUCUGAACUAGUUGCAGAUCCAGUCCUACCAAGUCAAGACAAACCAAUAGUAGAUCUACCACCACCUCCUCCUAAAGCUAAUGGCGCUUGUGCUAUCUUGGCCUCUGCUGUUAUAUCCCACCUCCUCGAAAACACUCCCGAUGAAAAACUCACCAAGCGACAGCAUGUAAUAGCAUCACUCCCUCAACGUUCCAAUAUCUUGCUGAUUGAUAUGAGACCGACACAUGAAUUCGUACAAGAGCAUAUUGUUGGAUCGGUGAAUGUCAAUCUACCACCAAUAGUCAUCAAGAGAUUUAGGAAAGGUGUCAUAUCUGCCUUUUCAAUUGAUCCAUUCUUAUUGGCAGACACCAAAACCGAGUUUGAAACAUGGAGACGGAAGUGUUCUGCUGAACCAAGCACGCCUCGAUAUGUGGUUGUAUAUGACGACGAUAUGACAGAACAGGAUGCUGAAAGCGAGGCUUGGUGUAUGGUAUCGGUCUUGCUGCUUGGUCUUGCAGACCACCUAUACGAUGUCUCGUCAGGCCGCAAAUUCUCAACGACAGAUGGUCUACCAGGUGUCCAAGAAUCACGUCGAGCUACAGUCGGAUACGUGAGGGGUGGAUUCAAAGAAUUGCAAUCUAUACCAUCUUCGCAACCCCUCAUUCGAGCCAGCAUAGCACUCCCACAAGUCAACUCGAUACCACCAAUGUCAUCAUUACAGUUUGGAUCCUCCAUAACGGACUCUGAUUCCCUAUCUGGCGGCAUACUGUCAUCCACACCAUCAUCACUCCCACUAAACAGUUUCCUGGGAGAAAACGGACCGAUGAAACGUGGUGGUCGGAAAGCUAGUGCUUUCUCUAUCAAUACCGCUACAACUGCUCAGCCACGACGGCUGACUAUGGCAAAUAAUCAACGUCCUUGUCUAUUGCGGGAUGCUGGAUCUCCACAAGUACGAGAAUUACGAGCUGGAUCUUUUGCUCCUACAGUCCUAUCCGAUAUCACUGGUAGCACACCAUCACAUUCAACUGUCAGUGAACCACGCAUGGUGUCGCUUGUCGGUGACGGAGACCUCAAUCAGCAAAACGAUGCAUCAUCACCGCUUUCGGCAUCUGACAUGCCAACACCCACAGAACCAUAUUCGCAAAUACUGGACUGGUUGUAUCUUGGAUCGGAUACUGUGCCUACGUCGCUUGAUGCUGUUGACUCGUUACGGAAAUUGGGUGUUACACAUGUGCUGAAUAUGGCCAAGGAGAUUCGAGAUGAUGCUGUUGAACAUGAUGGUCGUUUUGUGUUUAAGUGGAUCAAGACGGAGGAUUCUUCUGAUCACGCUAUGGAAGAGCCGUUGGUUGAAGCAGUUGAUUUCAUACAAAACGCUCACAAAACACCAGGAUCAAUAGUAUUCGUACAUUGCAAGGCUGGCAAAUCACGAUCAGCCACAGCCGUCCUAGCCUGGCUCAUCACCCACAACAACAUGACGCUAAAGGAAGCAUACCAACACGUACGCCUCAAGAGACCAGAAGCAAGUCCCAAUCUCGGCUUCUUUGCCGUUCUCAUGAGAAUGGAACAGGAUAUUCGCGGAACCGUUACCAUCGAGCAACCUAAUCAGUAA